AUGCGGUUCAGCAACCUGUUCCUUGGCGCCGUCUUCGCCGUGACCUCGGUCGCUGCCAUGGCCAACCCUGCCGCCGAGGCUGGAAGUCUUAUGGAGCGCAGCAAGCACCACCAUGACUGCGGCAAGCAUGCCUCCUACAACGAGGAGAAGAAGGAAUGCGUUUGCCACGUCAGUGGAGAGACCUACCACAAGAAGCACCACAAGUGCAAGAAGCCUAAGGAAGACAAGAAGCACCACUCACGAGACGUUCUCGAGGAGCGCAGCCCCAAGAAGGACAAGCACGAGCACUGUGGCAAGCAUGCUUCUUACAACGAAGAGAAGAAGGAGUGCGUCUGCCACGACAAGUCUGAGGUUUUCGAGAAGCACCACAAGAAGUGCAAGAAGGCAAAGGUUGAGAAGAAGAAGGACGACAAGAAGACCAAGUCAGAGCGAGAUGUCCUCGAGGAACGCGACCCCAAGAAGCACAAGCACCACGACCACUGUGGCAAGCACGCAUCUUACAGCGAGGAGAAGAAGGAAUGCGUCUGCCACAACAAAGCCGAGGUCUUUGAAAGGAAGCACAAGAAGUGCAAAAAGCACAUCUCUCUCCGAAGCAUCUUCAACCACUGCGGCCGCCACGCUUACUACGAUGAGGCCAAGAAGGAGUGCAUCUGCCACGACGCCGGCAAGGACUUUCUCAAGAAGCACAAGACCUGCGCUUGCCCUCAGGGCGAGAAGUGGCACCACAUCGAGCGCAAGUGCAAGGCUUAA
Fusarium pseudograminearum CS3096 is the source of this 750-nucleotide messenger RNA. RefSeq lists its product as uncharacterized. The transcript has a single exon. The record is from RefSeq and is a predicted model, not a curated record. Lineage: Eukaryota; Fungi; Ascomycota; Sordariomycetes; Hypocreales; Nectriaceae. Bases 1 to 750 code for a protein of 249 amino acids.